GUGUGUGUGGCUGCUGUGGCGCCCUCCGCCCCAGGUACAAAAGGCUGGUUGACAACAUAUUCCCUGAAGACCCAGAGGAUGGCCUGGUGAAGACCAACAUGGAGAAGUUGACCUUCUAUGCCCUCUCAGCUCCAGAAAAGCUAGAUCGUAUUGGUGCCUACCUCUCUGAGAGGCUCAUCCGUGAUGUAGGUCGCCACCGAUAUGGGUACGUGUGCAUCGCCAUGGAGGCGCUGGACCAGCUGCUCAUGGCCUGCCACUGCCAGAGCAUCAACCUCUUCGUGGAGAGCUUCCUCAAGAUGGUGGCCAAGCUGCUCGAGUCCGAGAAGCCCAACCUCCAGAUCCUGGGCACCAACUCGUUUGUGAAGUUUGCCAACAUUGAGGAGGAAAUCCGAAUGUCGGGCAUCAAGGGUCUGCAAGGGGUGGUGAGGAAGACGGUGAACGAUGAGCUGCAGGCCAACAUCUGGGACCCGCAGCACAUGGACAAGAUCGUCCCCUCGCUGCUUUUCAAUCUGCAGCACGUGGAGGAGGCAGAGAGCCGGUCCCCCUCACCCCUCCAAGCCCCCGAGAAGGAAAGGGAGAAUCCCGCAGAGCUGGCCGAGCGCUGCCUCCGGGAGCUGCUGGGCCGGGCCGCCUUCGGCAACAUCAAAAACGCCAUCAAGCCCGUCCUCAUCCAUCUGGACAACCAUUCUCUCUGGGAACCCAAGGCGUUCGCCAUCCGCUGCUUCAAAAUCAUCAUGUACUCCAUUCAGCCGCAGCACUCGCACCUGGUCAUCCAGCAGCUCCUGAGCCACCUGGAUGCCAACAGCCGCAGUGCGGCCACCGUGCGGGCAGGCAUCGUGGAGGUCCUGUCCGAAGCGGCCAUCAUCGCCGCCACCGGCUCGGUUGGGCCCACAGUGCUGGAGAUGUUCAACACCCUGCUGAGGCAGCUGAGGCUCAGCAUCGACUACGCGCUGACCGGGAGCUACGACGGGGCCGCCAGCCUGGGCACCAGGCUGAUCAAGGAGCAUGAGGAGUGCAUGUUCCAGGAGGCCGUGAUCAAGACCAUCGGUUCCUUUGCCAGCACGCUGCCCACGUACCAGCGCUCCGAGGUGAUCCUCUUCAUCAUGAGCAAGGUCCCGCUGCCCUCCCUGCACCACCCCGUGGAGAUGGGCCGGACCGGGGAGAACAGGAACCGGCUGACCCAGAUUAUGCUGCUGAAGUCCCUCCUACAGGUCUCCACAGGUUUCCAGUCCAGCAACAUGAUGUCAGCCCUGCCCAGCAACUUCUUGGACCGCCUUCUCUCCACCGCCCUCAUGGAGGAUGCCGAGAUCCGUCUCUUUGUACUAGAGAUUCUCAUCAGCUUCAUCGAUCGCCAUGGCAACCGCCACAAGUUCUCCAGCAUCAGCACCCUCAGUGACAUCUCUGUCUUGAAGCUGAAGGUAGACAAAUGCUCCCGGCAGGACACGGUCUUUAUGAAGAAGCACUCCCAGCAGCUCUGCCGGCACAUCUACCUGAGCUGUAAGGAGGAGACCAACAUGCAGCAGCACUACAAGGCCCUCUACAGCCUGCUGGCCCUCAUCAGCAUCGAGCUGGCCAAUGAGGAGGUGGUGGUGGACCUCAUCCGCCUGGUGCUGGCUAUUCAGGACGCGGCCCAGGUCAACGAGGACAACUUGCCGGUGUACAACCGCUGUGCCCUGUACGCGCUGGGAGCUGCCUACCUCAACCUCAUCAGCCAGCUCACCACGGUGCCCGCCUUCUGCCAGCACAUCCAUGAGGUGAUUGAGACUCGGAAGAAGGAGGCCCCAUACAUGCUACCUGAGGAUGUGUUUGUGGAGAGUCCCAGAUUGUCUCCGAACCUGGAUGGAGUGGUGAUCGAGUUCCUCUUCCGCCAGAGCAAGAUCAGCGAAGUCCUAGGGGGCAGUGGGUACAAUGCGGACAGGCUCUGCAUGCCCUAUAUCCCUCAGCUGACAGAUGAAGAUCGUUUAUCCAAGAGGAAGAGCAUUGGAGAGACCAUUUCCCUGCAGGUGGAGGUGGAAUCCAGGAACAGCCCAGAGAAAGAGGAGCGAGUACCUGCCGAGGAGAUCACCUAUGAGACUCUCAAGAAGGCUAUUGUGGACAGCGUGGCGGUGGAGGAGCAGGAGCGAGAGCGGCGGCGGCAGGUGGUGGAGAAGUUCCAGAAAGCCCCCUUCGAGGAGAUUGCUGCCCACUGCGGGGCCCGGGCAUCGCUGCUGCAGAGCAAACUCAAUCAGAUCUUUGAGAUCACCAUCCGGCCCCCACCAAGUCCAUCGGGGACCAUCACCGCAGCCUACGGGCAGUCUCAGAACCACUCCAUCCCGGUCUACGAGAUGAAGUUUCCGGAUCUGUGCGUGUACUGAACUCCCAGAGACUGAGCUCCGGAGGGGUGGGGCCUGAGGGAGGGGUUUGCUCCACCCUCCUCCCCCUGACCCAUGACUGGCGAUCUGACUGGGAUCUCAGA
Molecule: messenger RNA, 2455 nt
Organism: Echinops telfairi (small Madagascar hedgehog)
Lineage: Eukaryota; Metazoa; Chordata; Mammalia; Afrosoricida; Tenrecidae
Gene: EFR3B
Product: EFR3 homolog B
Exons: 22
Coding region: 99-2354 (751 amino acids)
Biological process (GO): protein localization to plasma membrane
Cellular component (GO): plasma membrane
Source: RefSeq, a predicted model, not a curated record